Messenger RNA from Haliotis rubra (blacklip abalone), 1304 nucleotides. RefSeq lists its product as uncharacterized. The record is from RefSeq and is a predicted model, not a curated record. Lineage: Eukaryota; Metazoa; Mollusca; Gastropoda; Lepetellida; Haliotidae. Bases 156 to 551 code for a protein of 131 amino acids. The transcript has 4 exons.
AUUCAUGUUAAUACGAUACACUCGCUUUCAACGCUUCCGUAACUUAACGUUUUCGUGUUAGUAUGAUGCAUAGGUUUUAUUUGGGGAUGAGGGAGUGAAACAAAUCCUGUCUCAAUUCAAUACGAUGUCUUCUGACAGUACUACACAAUGCAACAAUGCCAGCAAUGGAUGUCACCGCCGUAGUUGGUGGAUGCAGCACGGGCGUCGCCGUGAUGUUGCUGGUUCUGCUUUUGGUUCUUAUUGUCCUCUGCCGCAACCGAUGUAGAUGUUGCACACGACGACAGAGACAAACAAAGGACAUUGUCGAAGAACAGCCGGCGACAAGAGAAAGUGUCCAUGAGUACAUGGAACUGUUCAGCGGAGAUCACUACGAUCACGUCUAUCUGCCACAACCUUGCCCUGAGGUUGGAACGGACGGCUAUCUCACAGCUUCUCCAUCUACUGGGUGUGGUCAAUAUACAAUGCGUAGUGACAAUCAAUACCAAGAAAACGAAACAGACAACACAAAAGUUUCGACGCUCGAAAGGAAAGCUAGGCUGCGGCUGCAAUAGUCGCCUCCCUCGCAAGGCUCCAGAGGUAGAAGACCAGCAGCUACCCACAGGACAAGUUCACGAAUACUCAAAGCUGGGAGUCGGGCGACGUCGUCACAAGUAUGACUACCCAACCGAGCCCAUUGAAGGAAUGUGUCGCCCUUACGCCGAAAAUGACAUUGCAUUGAAGACCGAUUUGAAAUCUGCCUUCUCGGCUAGUCAGGGUAUAAUAUGCAAAGUCUCCAGCAGAGAUGACCUCAAUGACGAUGCUUUUACUGAUGUUGAUGACGAUGAGGGCACUGAGACUGAAGUCAUGAAUCUAACCAAGGGCGUCAGUGUGAGAAUUAAAGAUGGACGAUUUCACAAAAUUGUUGACAUUCAGUUUGAGUGACUUUUUCAAGACGGUUUGCAGGUUUGUGUUCAUAUGUUCUAACAUUCGAGAUGAAAACCUCGUUUACCCGAACUCUGUUGUAUAAUAUUAUUAUUUCAUUAUAUCAUUAUUACAGCUCCUUUGAAAUCACGAAUACGGGCGUCAUGAUGAAAUGGCGGCCCAAGGGCUUGUGUACAGAUCACAUGUCGUAAAUCGUAAAUGUUAUUAAGUGCCAGAUGUGAAGUAUAGUAUAUGUUUGAAUUGGAAAUAUAGCUGAGGUUUCUUCCUAUUAUUAGUAUAUAAUGUUUGUAAACAUGAUUUAGUUCCGAGUAGUAAAUGUUCCGGUUCGGAAUAAAUGCCGUGAAAUUGAGAAUGGAUGACACGAAUAAAAAUUCCGCACAUAC